This is a messenger RNA of Astrephomene gubernaculifera, 415 nucleotides long. NCBI's taxonomy places the organism in Eukaryota, Viridiplantae, Chlorophyta, Chlorophyceae, Chlamydomonadales, Astrephomenaceae. The record is from the annotation of a GenBank genome assembly.
CGACCUCGCAGCAGCGGCUGCCCUGUCGCCGGUGUUUGGCCUGGCGUCAGCGGUGGUGGGCUGCAUCCUGUUCGGGGUGACAUACCGCUACGCGGUCCGCGGCGACUCCUCCAAUAAGCACCUGCGAAUGGGGGUGGUGGCCGCCUUCGGACUGGUGCGCGCAUCCGGGGCAGCGGACAUGUUGCAAGCGGCAGCCGCAGCGGCGGGGGGAAGUGGGUUUGCUGGUGGGGGCGAGGGAGGGGUGUUGGCGCUGGCAACGGCGGUGGUGGCGCCUGCGGGUCUGUACGCGUUGGAGAGCUUGUUGCUGUUCGGGUUCGCAUCCGUGGCGUUGGAGGCGGCGUUCGCUCAAGGGUUCGUAAAACGCUUUGAUGGGCAGACGUGAGGGUUGUGUUGGCUGGGAGGGUUGGCAAGGGAG